Peromyscus eremicus (cactus mouse) is the source of this 756-nucleotide messenger RNA. RefSeq names its product fibroblast growth factor 23 (gene Fgf23). Gene Ontology annotation, biological process: positive regulation of gene expression; positive regulation of cell population proliferation; fibroblast growth factor receptor signaling pathway. The coding region runs from base 1 to 756 and encodes 251 amino acids. Gene Ontology annotation, molecular function: growth factor activity; type 1 fibroblast growth factor receptor binding. The transcript has 3 exons. The record is from RefSeq and is a predicted model, not a curated record. Lineage: Eukaryota; Metazoa; Chordata; Mammalia; Rodentia; Cricetidae. Gene Ontology annotation, cellular component: cytoplasm.
AUGCUGGGGACCUGCCUCAGACUGCUGGUGGGUGCUCUGUGGAGCGCCUGCAGCUGGGGCACUGUUGGAGCCUACCUGGACACCUCCCCACUGCUUGGCUCCAGCUGGGGCAGUCUGACCCAUCUGUACACAGCUACAGCCAGGAACAGUUAUCACCUCCAGAUCCACAAGGAUGGCCAUGUAGAUGGCACACCCCAUCAGACCAUCUACAGUGCCUUGAUGAUUAGAUCAGAGGAUGCCGGCCUCGUGGUCAUAACCGGAGCCAUGACUAGAAGGUUCCUUUGUAUGGAUCUCAGAGGCAACAUUUUUGGAUCACAUCAUUUCAGCCCGGAGAACUGCAGGUUCCGUCAGAGGACUCUGGAGAACGGCUACGAUGUCUACCUGUCGCCGCAGCAUCACUACCUGGUGAGCCUGGGCCGCGCCAAGGGCCUCUUCCAGCCCGGCACCAACCCGCCGCCCUUCUCGCAGUUCCUGGCGCGCAGGAACGAGGUCCCGCUGCUGCGCUUCCACACCGCGCGGCCACGGCGCCACACGCGCAGCGCCGAGGACCCUCCCGAGCGCGACCCCCUGAACGUGCUCAAGCCGCGGCCCCGUGCCACGCCCGUGCCCGUAUCCUGCUCCCGGGAGCUGCCGAGCGCCGAGGAAGGUGGCCCCGCCGCCAGUGACCCACUGGGCGUACUGCGCAGAGGCCGCGGGGACGCGCGCGGGGGUGUCGGGGGCGCGGACCGCUGCCGCCCCUUUCCCAGGUUCUCCUAG